AUGGAAGGUAAUAGGGUGCCCCACCGCUACAACUUCUUCGCUGCUGAGUCCUCUGAGCCUAUUGAUGCAAGCGCCCCCUUGGGGAAGCUUCCAGAACGACUGGCGCCUGUUGCUUUGCGCGAGACAAUAUACGUGCAGUUGGAGACUCUCCAGGCGAUUGACAGGACUGAGCGACUCAUGAACACGGCGACAAACCUCGGUGAGGAGAGCAAACAACAGCUCAGUCAGGACAAGGUGAUUAUUGAAACUAUUGACAACAUAUUGGAGAGUAACGAGUCAGUUCUACAACGAGUGAUACGCGAUGUGCACUGGUUUCGAGUGCAGUUGCAGAAGGACAAACUAUUCGUCUGCCUAUCUGUCAUUGUGGUUAUAUUGUCUGUAGCUGCUAUUGUCGUAGCUGUUGUAUACAAGCAGCGAGGCUAG
Messenger RNA from Trypanosoma rangeli, 423 nucleotides. RefSeq lists its product as uncharacterized. The transcript has a single exon. The coding region runs from base 1 to 423 and encodes 140 amino acids. Lineage: Eukaryota; Euglenozoa; Kinetoplastea; Trypanosomatida; Trypanosomatidae. The record is from RefSeq and is a predicted model, not a curated record.